CGACCAGAGAUGGAAGGCUGCAUGAUUUUCCUGUCUGAAAAUUUUGAGCCAGCCUGCAAGUCUGAGGACAAUCAGUCUGCUGGUGAUUCUCAACAGCUGAACAUGGUUUCAGUUUUUCGUCUGUCUCGGUGGAUUAUCGACUGCGGAAAAAUCUGCAUUCUUUCUCUAUUUGUGGAGUUAGAUUUAUGCGAGCAACUGUUAUGGAACCAGAAAUUUCAGGGCAAUCACAUGAUGCCAGAGGUGCGCAAGGUCAAAGGAGCAAAACAGGCUGCGAAGAAGGCGCUGGCCGCGAACGGAAGAAGGAAAAGCAGCCAAUCUGUCCCACAAGCCGCAAGUGGAGAACCGGAAACGCAGACCAGUCGCGUGUGUGAAAAAAACUUGCUGGACAAUCCAAUGCAAAGGAAAAUAUCAAGCAAAACAAUGUAAAAGGGCCGAUGCCCAAGUGUAAACAAAGAGUCCAUCCUGCUCACGUCAGUUGAUAUUUACCUUAGGAACGAGCAGGAUAGACUCUUUGUUUACACUUCGACUUCGGCUCUUUUACAAUGUUUUGCUAGAUAUUAUGUAUAUCAGGGGUGCCCAACCUUUUGGCCCUGCGGCAGGGAUGCCACAUUUGAAGAUUUUCGAGCACAGGCUCAGUGCUCAAACAUAUUGUUUUGCCAUGCUAUUCGGUAAUUUUCAAUUAAAUUAAUUACUCACGAAAAAGAUAAGAAUGUUUUGCUUCUUUUGCCAAAAAAAGAUUUUAAAUAUAUUAUUUUGCCAUCAAGUUAAACUCAUUUGCGUUUUUGUGAUGUGCCCGAAAAUCUGCAAAAUCUGGCAUGCCUGCCCUGCGGGCCAGAUCUGAUUUUGCUGAAACGGUGGCGGGCCGGAACUCAUAUUUAAUAAACGUUGAAGAAGUAAACACAUUUUUUAUGAUUGGGUUCUUU
Molecule: messenger RNA, 923 nt
Organism: Culex quinquefasciatus (southern house mosquito)
Lineage: Eukaryota; Metazoa; Arthropoda; Insecta; Diptera; Culicidae
Exons: 2
Coding region: 10-426 (138 amino acids)
Source: RefSeq, a predicted model, not a curated record